AUCCGCUAUGGACAAUUUAACUGAGUGAGUAUAAAUGAUUCAAUGACACUUUGACAAGUGCUGCAAAAAUAAAUAGACAAAACUAGUCCAGAAUUGAUCAAAUUUAUUGCAUCUGGAUUGAAAUCCUGAUCCGCUAUGGACAAUUUAACUACGGAAGACGCCCCCAAAAAGGAGGAAGAACCCUUUGGGCUCGGUUGUGCCCUAGACUACUUUGCAGAGUUUGAAGAAGUGUUUGAAAUGAUUGAUAACCUAAAAAAUUUGAUUCAAGCUGAGGGCUCUGUCCAGGAAAAAGCAUAUGAAAAGUUCUCCUUCAUCCUCACUCAGUACAUUGAACAACCCCACCUGCUAGACUCCCAGUUGGAUUCCAUUCUGCAAAAAUUCAUUCAAAUUUUACGAAACAAUGAGGAACCAAUUCAGCUUAAACAUGUAGCCUUUAGUUACAUGGCUGUGGUGGUAAAUGUGAGGGGCUACAAAGACAUAGUAAAACAUCUUCCUCAUGAAGUGGCAGACUUUGAACCAGUACUUUGCCUUUUGGAAAGUCAAGACCCCCGUGACACGAACACUUGGACCACUCGCUAUAUUUUAUUAUUAUGGCUCUCCAUAAUUAUAAUGAUUCCAUUUCAUCUUUCUCGUUUUGAUGGAUUCGAUGAGACUGAAUCUAAUAAGAAAUCUGUGAUGGACAGAGUUUUAAACAUUAUUAAAACCUAUGCAGUCGUGCCAGAUAAAUGUAGAGACGCAGCCGCUUUUCUUUCAUACAAAUUUAUCAAUAGAAACGACGUCAAAGAAAAACAUCUUUCUGCAUUUUUUGAUUGGGUGGUCGAACAGAGUCUGGCAAGUAAUUCAGACGUUUUCGUUAAAUAUGGAACCCUGGCCUGUAUUGCGGUGAUUAUCAAGCAUGGGAAAAGGGAAGAUAUAUUGCCACAUGCCUCAAAAUUACUAUCCUGGAUAAUAAAUUCGGAAUUCAAGGAAAGUUCAGGAACUAGUGUUCAAAAGUUGGUCUAUAAAAUUAUACAAAGGAUUGGGCUAACAUUUCUAACUCCGCGCGUUGUUUCGUGGAGAUACCAACGCGGCAAUCGAUCGUUAGCAACAAAUUUAAAUGCUGCUGGUGAUUUGUCGUUCAAUGAAGCAACUGAACAACCGGAAGAAUAUAUACAUGUACCAGACGAGGUUGAAGAAGUUAUUGAUCAACUCAUACAUGGAUUGAGAUGUGACGAUAGUUGUGUAAGAUGGUCAGCAGCAAAAGGAGUUGGCCGAGUAACUGCUCGGCUGCCAAAAGAGUUGGCCGAUGAAGUCGUGGGCUCAGUAUUAGAACUGCUUGGACCGAGAGAAAAUGAUGCUGCUUGGCAUGGGGGGUGUAUUGCUUUAGCAGAAUUAGGCAGAAGAGGGUUGCUGUUGCCAGAAAGACUUCCGCAAGUGGUUCCCUUAAUUGUUAAGGGCUUGGUUUAUGACGAACCGAAAGGUUAUUCUUCAGUUGGUUCCCAUAUCAGAGACGCAGCUUGCUAUGUGUGUUGGUCGUUUGCUAGAGCGUAUGAACCGCAAGAUUUAGCUCCUUAUGUGGGCGAUAUUGCGAGCACUUUAUUAAUAGUGACUUGUUUUGAUAGAGAGAUUAAUUGCCGAAGGGCCGCAUCAGCAUCUUUCCAAGAAAACGUUGGCAGACAGGGAACGUUUCCUCAUGGAAUCGACAUUCUCACAGUGGCUGACUUCUAUGCAGUUAGUGUUAGGAAUACGUCUUACCUCAACAUCAGCGUUUUCAUAGCACAGUUCGAAGAAUAUACAAUUCCUUUUAUUGAUCACCUUGUCAAUAGGAAAGUCGAUCACUGGGACAUUGCCAUCAGAGAACUCACCGCCAAAGCCUUGCACAAUCUCACCUCACAGGCUCCUCGGUACAUGAUCGACAAGAUUUUGCCAGUUUUGCUUGAUAAAACCGCCAGCAUUGACUUGAAUUGCCGUCACGGUUCUGUUAUUGCUAUAGGGGAAGUUGUCUAUGCCCUAUCUAAAAUCACUGGACGAAAUGAUUUGCAGUUAGCUGAACCUCUUCUGCGGAGCAUAAAAGGUCUGAUUCCGAAAUUUAAAGAAAGCUUGUAUUUCCGCGGCUUGGGAGGCGAGCUAAUGAAGCAAGCAAGCUCUGAUUUAAUAGAAAAAUGCUCUUUAGCUAAACUGUCCUUCCAUAAUGACAGUGUUGUAGAAGAGUGGUUACAACUACUUAAUGAUACUUUGUCAUACGAGGUGACCAACGUUCGUUUAGCAGCAGUUGCCGCUCUCCCAAUACUAUUAAACGAAUUUUAUGCGUCAACCGAUAAACUGGAGAUUAACCGGACAAUGAUUAAGAACUAUGCAUCCGAACUAUUAAUGGAAGUUAAGCAGUCAUCAAGAAUGGGCCAUGCUUUGGCUUUGGGUUCCCUCCCAAAGCACAUUCUUCAGCCCAACCUUGAUUUCAUUGUUGAGGCGUUAAUUAGCUCUAUAGCACCGACUGAAGCAACAGCAAAGUGGGCCGAAAGUAGACGAGAUGGUGUCAAAGCCUUAACUUUAGUUAUCUCAACUAUGGCGGAUGAAAUUGGAAAAAGUUUUAAUGAGAGCCACGUGAAGAGUGUUUAUGAUAUAUUUUUCGCUGGGUUGAAGGAUUACACUCAGGAUAAGCGGGGCGAUAUUGGGGCUUGGGUUAGAGAAGCUUGUGUUACGGGACUACAGAUUUUAACAUUAACUAUGGCCGAAAAAAAUCCUCAAUUUUUUACAUCAGAAUUAGUCAACAACAUUUUAUCAAACAUAGCGCAGCAGGCAAUGGAGAAAAUUGAUAGAACUCGAGCUUUAUCUGGAAAAGUGUUUUUCAGCUUCAUUUACAACAACCCUCGAGUUCCCAAUAUUGCUUAUUACGACGAACUGUCGUUAAUAUUUCCGAAGGAAGAGUGCAGUAUCCUAAAUUGGAAUUCAGAACGAUGUACUUUCCCCAAAUUUGUGCAACUGAUACAAUUUAAUCCAUAUACAUACAAUGUGUUAAUAGGAUUGAUUUGCAGCAUAGGCAGCCGAACUGAAUCACUGUUAAAAAGCUCUGGUUCGUCGCUAUUUAUCUACCUAAAAGAACAAGAGAAAUUAAAAGGACCGGCGGAGAUUCACAGAAUUUGCGAAACAAUUUUGAGUAUUUUUGUUCAUUAUCAGAAGCAAGACAGAAUAACUGUCCCCUUGUUAAGAUUUCUGGAUAAACUGUUUGAUUCUGGAUGCAUAGCGUCCAUUUUAGAAGAUAAAAACUCCGACUUUGUUAAACGAAUUUUAAAGCUCGUACAAGUUGAAAUAUCUGGCUGCAAGGAUAUUUACAAGUUGAUCGAUGGCAUAUGUGUUUUGUGCCAAUUUAUCCAAAUUCCCGGUGAGGUUUGCAAAACCGCUCUCGUUCAAGUAAGCAUUCUUCUAUGUCAUUGCCGACCUUAUGUGAGACGUUCAACCGCCGCCAAAUUGUAUGAGUCUCUCCUGGUCGCUGGAGACAGUUGCGAUAUUCCAUCAGAAAAUUUGGAUGAAAUCAUGCAAGUUGUUAGCGAUACCAAUUGGGAACUUCCUGUAGUUGAAAUAAGAGAAAUACGAAACAGCUUAUGCCAACUGAUGCGAGUCCGAGUCCCUACUCUUGUGAAAAAGAAAGCCUAAAAGAUCUAUUUUAAUAUACCGAGCCGAGCAACAACUUUAACGUAUUAUGGUCGACAAUGAAACAAUAUUUAACCGAAUAGCUGUGAUAACAAAGGGAUGUAGGUAUAUGAUUUUGGCAAAAUGCACUGUUGUUGCUGGUUAAAUACACAAUAUUUAUGCUUUCAUAUUAGUAAACUAACUGAAAUUUCUAUUAACCAGAUUCCUUCUAAUUCCGAGCAUUUAUUAUCUGUAAUUGUUCCAGUGCAUAAUGUGCGUACUAUUUUUUAUUUUAAUAUAAACUUGCUCUACACA
Dendroctonus ponderosae (mountain pine beetle) is the source of this 3921-nucleotide messenger RNA. It is a transcript of the gene TBCD, whose product is annotated as tubulin-specific chaperone D. Gene Ontology annotation, cellular component: lateral plasma membrane. Lineage: Eukaryota; Metazoa; Arthropoda; Insecta; Coleoptera; Curculionidae. Bases 136 to 3630 code for a protein of 1164 amino acids. Gene Ontology annotation, biological process: adherens junction assembly; tubulin complex assembly; bicellular tight junction assembly. Gene Ontology annotation, molecular function: beta-tubulin binding; GTPase activator activity. The transcript has 14 exons. The record is from RefSeq and is a predicted model, not a curated record.